Molecule: messenger RNA, 395 nt
Organism: Drosophila navojoa
Lineage: Eukaryota; Metazoa; Arthropoda; Insecta; Diptera; Drosophilidae
Source: RefSeq, a predicted model, not a curated record
AAAACCCCCCAAACGGCCAUAAAUAAGUAUAGAUCAUGUCGCUAGCUCGUCGUUAUUCCCGACUGCCGGCGCCUGGGGCGAUGCUGAAGCUGGUGCAGGCCUCGGAGACGGCCCUGGAGGAGUCCGCCCUGGAUUUCUAUGAGAAGAACAAUUUGACAUGGCGCGCGCAGUUCACGAAUCCCUCCCUGGCCCGGCUCGGCAUCGGCACCGAGUUCCUGCCGGCGAAGAGCAAGCGGCAGAAGUCGUCGACGAACGGCGACACUGAAUCGGAGAAUCAGCAGAACGGAUGGUCGUGUCUGCUCAAUCGCUGUCGCAUCUGAAAUGCUGUCGGCCAGCGACUGACCCGUCCCAACGGAUACCGCCGCACUUUUAUAUACAUACUAUGUAAUCGCUCA